Phycomyces blakesleeanus NRRL 1555(-) is the source of this 1228-nucleotide messenger RNA. RefSeq lists its product as hypothetical. The record is from RefSeq and is a predicted model, not a curated record. The transcript is spliced from 5 exons. Gene Ontology annotation, biological process: actin filament organization; endocytosis; actin cortical patch localization. NCBI's taxonomy places the organism in Eukaryota, Fungi, Mucoromycota, Mucoromycetes, Mucorales, Phycomycetaceae. The coding region runs from base 20 to 1228 and encodes 402 amino acids. Gene Ontology annotation, cellular component: actin cortical patch. Gene Ontology annotation, molecular function: ubiquitin binding; phosphatidylinositol binding.
GUUAUCCGAAUCAAUCUUUAUGCAAGAGACUGGUCCUCGAGAGGCCAUUGAAGCAGUUCGCAAAAGACUUAAGCAUGGAACCAACCAACAGAAACUAAGAGUUUUGGAGGUCUUGAAGUUGUUGAUGGAGAACAGCAAUCAAAAAUUCCACCGUGAAUUAAUCUCAAACGAAAAGAUGAAAGAACGAUUUGAGCUGAUCUUGAAUGCACCAGGAGAGGAUAUCACUGUCAAGAAGAGUCUUGUUGGAAUUCUGGGAGGAUGGGCAAUCAAAUAUAAGGGUGAGCCUGGAAUGAAUGUCAUCUCAGAUCUUUACGAAAUGGGUAGAUCAAAACUGGGUUUGCCUCGACGAGGUCGUUCUGGAAGUAUGCCCGUGAGACCCAGACAGUCCACACCUCCCAGACAGGAAUCACCUCCACCCUUACCUGCUCUUAUCCCAACCGAGACAUUGGUACCUUUAGAGCCUUCGCCACCCGUUGUCAGCCGCCCAUUACCUCCUCCUAUUGCUACAAAGGAGGUCAAGCGCCGGUCCCUACCUUCUGUUAAACCUAUCCGGACUACAGAUAGUAGUGGUAGCCGAGCAAGUGGUAGUGGAACAACACCUACUGGCACACCCACACGUGUAUUCAAUUUUGCUGCUGCCAAACCACGCAUCAUCAAUGAAGUUGCUCUCGCUAACCAGAACUCCAACAACCUUGUUAAUGCCCUCAAACUGAUCAACACCUCUGAAGAUCGAUGGGAAAUCGAUCUUCAGCACGAUAGUCGUCUCCAAGAUUACCGACAAAAGUGCGAAGAGUCAAAGAAAAAGAUUGUGCGUUAUGCUAGACUUGUAGAGGAUGAGGAGUGGAUCGGAACUUUGUUGGCUACAAACGAGGAGCUACUCAAAGCACUUCACAUGUAUGAACUGAUGGCCGUAGGAGAAGUUCCUACAAACAUGCCUUCGCCAUCCGCAAUGGUACUCCACAACAGUAGACCAACAUCUCCUCGGUCUCCCCAUACACGUCUCCCUCCACCACCACCACUACCUCAACAGCCUACUCACAUUCCUGCCCAGAUCGGCUACUAUGAACCUACAGACACACUCCAGUCAUUUUCUGCACUUCGUAUUUCUCCUCAAAAUACAAAUAACAGCAUCGAUAAUCGCUCGAGCACGGAGAGCAUUGAUCCCUUUGCUGAUCCAGUGGCACCAGUGGAUGAUAUUCCUUUAAGUGAAAGGGAACGAAGAGGGUAA